GUAUUGAGCAAAUCGAGCUUUAUUCUCAGUCGACCAAUCGGUUCUCUCCCGCGCCCAUGCAGUCCUAUCCUCCUCCUCCGUUUCCGCACUAUGGAGCGCCGUACGGAUACCCGCCGAACUAUCCUCCAUACCCAUACCCCUAUUGGAGCGCGCCACACACAUCAUACUUCCAACCUCCUCCACCACCACCACCACCUCUGCCGCCUCAUUUUCCAUUGCCGUCAUCGCAGCAGUAUUUUCAGCCGCACACGCAGCCUCAACUACCACUAGCACCACAGCCAGUACCACCGCCAGCAACAAUGCCAACAGUGCCCCCAACGAAAGAGAAAACGCGCAAGGUGGGCCAUUUCACGGAAGUCACCUUUGAAGCAGGCGUGGCCCACAGCAAGUCCCUCACGCCUUCUCUGAUUGCCAAGAAACCACGCAAAAAACGCCAAUCCGCAAAGGCGAAACGCCCUGCCUCAGACGCCAAGCAGCCCAAGCAGCCCAAGCAGCCCAAGCAGCCCAAGCAGUCCAAGCCGCUUGUGUUCAAAGAAUCCACGCUGUCGCCCUCAGAGCUGUCUUUCCGUACUGCUCCACUCCCGUUUGACGGGUUUCACAAGCCAGAUCAUAUCACGACUCUCUUAUUCAAACGGGCUGGAACCGAACCAGAAUUGGUGUUUAACGAACGACUCUCUCGCCUCGGCAAGAAACUCAUCCGCGCCAACAUUGGCUUUCUCUACUCUGCCCGCACCAUCCAGCGAUGGACUGACGGCCGCCUGUGGUCCAAAGCUUACAUCACGAAAGCCGGAUGGAAGGUAUAUCGUGAGGUCGAAAUCCUUGAAGACAAGGGCUCGACCAAACCGCCCAAAGCCCGCACUCUCGCUGGCGGCCUGUACAAGAAGGUGCUCUCAGGUCCAGAGCCGGACUCGGAACUUCGUUUAGUCAUUUAUACACGUACUGCGCCAGAUGUGCGAUGUACACUCGUCGCACCAGUCAAGGAUCCGACAGCGGGACAUUCGGAACCAUCGGAUGAAGAAGAGCUUGAUGAGCUUGAUGAUGAGACGCCCGACUCGUAAGAGGUGAUUACACUGAAUUUGCUUGUAUUAUUAUUACAACAUGAGAAAACAAAGCGCACUUGUCGAGAAACAGUUUUGAGC
Messenger RNA from Capsaspora owczarzaki ATCC 30864, 1139 nucleotides. RefSeq lists its product as hypothetical. The coding region runs from base 57 to 1058 and encodes 333 amino acids. The transcript has a single exon. Lineage: Eukaryota; Filasterea; Ministeriida; Capsasporidae. The record is from RefSeq and is a predicted model, not a curated record.